Molecule: messenger RNA, 2410 nt
Organism: Monascus purpureus
Lineage: Eukaryota; Fungi; Ascomycota; Eurotiomycetes; Eurotiales; Aspergillaceae
Source: the annotation of a GenBank genome assembly
CCCCCCCAUAUCAUAUCAUCGCUGCAUCUCCCUUCAUCGGCGGACCUGACGCACCCGGUCUGAUCGAUUGUAUUAAUCCUCGCUGUCUUCCUGUUUCCUGCGGCUUUUCCUGCCCCGCGCAUUGAUCCACGCAGCCUCAUCUCAGCCGCCUACGUCCCCAGCCGAGGUUGCCAAGGCCACGCAGCACAACGUUAUUGUCUGUUUCAGGCGGGAGAUCCGGAGACGCACAGAGCCGCAUCCUUGGCAGGCCGUCACUUUUUGCUGCUGCUACGCUCUUCUUUUUUUCCUUUGUAAUUGCGAGAAUUACAAUACCAAGACAACUCGACCCUCUCUAGGGGUGCCCGGGAAAACAGAACUGAACCUCGAGUAGAAUACAAAAGAAGAGAGAUGUGCAGCAACUAAUGCGCACAAUACCGCCGCCUUCAUGACCGAUACAUACGAUUCGGACGACUGUUACGACCGUUCCGACCGUCUGGAACCGCAGAUUAUCAACUAUGACCCCGAAGAUCCAGUGCCCCCCUUUCUCCGUAGACCUUCAUCCUCCAGCAGAGGAAGCCGCAAGAGCCCGUUAAUGAAUAGAUCGCCUCCUGAACGCUCUUUUCAGCGUGGAAAAGUCCCACCCAGUGCAGCGGACCAGGUGCUGCUAAACCACUUCGCUCCUAGCCGCCCUGACAUCGCCGCUUAUGCAGCGAAAAACGCGCUGUUCCCAUCGUCAGAUGAUGAGUCGGGCCCCUCGUCAUCCCCCAAGCAGAAACCGACGAGAAAGGAAGAGCCGCAGCCGCCAGAAGCCCCCCCGGCCUCGCGGGAAUUGGCAAAAGAAGUACUCAAAAUACUGUACCGCAACGAUGCACCGGCCGAAGAUGGCGGCAAUGAUGCGCUACACAGGCAGGACCGUGGCGGCCAUGACCCUUCGCCAUCCGGCCCAAUCGACCCAACCCCCGAGACGGAACCCAUGCAGCACGUCCAGGAACUGCCACCUCUCAAGAUCUGCCUUGAGCGCGGACUUUUUGAUGAUGAUAUCUCCGAAAAUUCACCUCUCAGGAAAUAUGCCAUUUCGCCUUGCCAGCGUUCGGCUCAACAAGUCCUCCCGGCAUUGCAGUCCCCCCCGCAAUCGGCGACUGCCAACCCACCGGAAAACAACAAUAAUCAUAGCUUGCCUUCGCUGCAGUCCGCUAUUGGUGAUCGACUAUCGGGGAUCCCACUACCAAAGGAGCCCAGGAUCGGCAGCGCCCCGUCCUACCACUUCCCAAUUGUCCCAGGCUCUACUCCACCUCUACCCCGGACGGAUUUGGUCCAUGAGCGUCAGCUGUCUGGACCACUUCCUCCACCGCAAGUACCCCUCAGUCCGUUUUCACACUUCUCACCCGCAAGCUCAACCGAUCUUUCGAACAUGCCUUCUCCAGCUACCCAGCUACCGUCAUGGAGGAAUACAUUCAAACCAGACAUACCCCAUAUACCACCGAACUACGAGGUUCCACCUCAUCCGUCGCAGAUGGCUCAGAGCCCUGCCACUGGUUACCCGACACCCACAGACCAGAUAUGUACGGUUCCGGAGAAAGUGGCCCAUCCUACCGGUAGUACGCAGUCUACCGUUUCCGUUCCCGUGGGCACCUUCAAAUGUGACCAUCCCGGAUGCACGGCUCCGCCAUUCCAAACUCAAUACUUGUUGAAUUCCCACGCGAAUGUACAUUCACAAGAUCGCCCUCACUUCUGUCCCGUCCCGGGCUGUCAUCGCGGGAUUGGCGGGAAAGGGUUCAAACGCAAAAAUGAAAUGAUUCGACACGGCCUCGUUCACGAUUCCCCAGGAUACGUCUGCCCUUUCUGCCCGAACCAGCAGCACAAGUAUCCACGACCUGAUAAUCUUCAACGCCACGUCAAGGUACACCAUCCCGACAAAGGCAAAGACGACCCCGAGCUCCGAAAAGUACUUGCGCGAAAACCAGCAGGAAGUGCACGAGGGAGACGUCGACGGAUGAAUGCAUGACUUCGAUGGCACGUUCUAGGCCAUCGCCAAUGACGAAUUUCUUUCCUUUUCCCCCUUCUGCUUUUGCCUUCCAUUCUUUCAGCGUGUUGGAACUGCAUCUUGAAACUGGUUGUUUAAUUUGUUUAAUUCCCCAUCUAUGAUACCAGACAUGUAGAGUCUAUGCUCAAUGUGAUUGUCAAUUGUGUGGCUGAGAGCAUAUUUGGAUUCCCAUGAUGAUACGGCCAGGAUUGGAGCAAGGAGGGCGUUCUUUUCGGGAUAUACUUGUUUUAUUGUUUCUAUUUUUUUAAUAUUUUUUUUCUCUAUUGAUUCUGAUUUCACUCAGCCCUCGACGGGUCUUAUCUUCAUGUGAUAUAUUUGAGGUAUGUUGUUUACAUAUAGGCUUCCAGGUGAUCCAAAUCCAUUUAUUUACAAAACUAGAGUUCUGUG